This is a messenger RNA of Eurytemora carolleeae, 2705 nucleotides long. It is a transcript of the gene Syx1A, whose product is annotated as syntaxin-1A-like. Gene Ontology annotation, cellular component: presynaptic active zone membrane; plasma membrane; synaptic vesicle. The record is from RefSeq and is a predicted model, not a curated record. The transcript is spliced from 11 exons. Lineage: Eukaryota; Metazoa; Arthropoda; Copepoda; Calanoida; Temoridae. Gene Ontology annotation, biological process: exocytosis; intracellular protein transport; synaptic vesicle fusion to presynaptic active zone membrane. Gene Ontology annotation, molecular function: SNARE binding; SNAP receptor activity.
CAUAUUUCGCUCUGACGUCACUACUCACUCUACUGUCAAGUUUCAAGUAAAGAGGCUGAAAAUAUACGUCAAAUAGUUAAAUGCAGCAAUAAUACUUGAUCAGAUGGAUUUAAUCGUAAAUUAAAUAAUGCGCGAAACUGUUAAAUCCCGCCAAUAUUGUUGAGUAGUGCUACAGGUUGUGGUGGUGUGGUGGUGUGUGUGUACAGUGCAACCUGUAUGAAUUUCGAGGAUUAUAGAGGAGCCGUGAUAUCGAUUAUUUUACCGUGUUGAUCACAAGGCAGUCAAACAUAAAGAAGAGUGAAAAAGGGAAGAUAAAACACAGGGAGAAGAUAAACGGACAAAAUGGCGAAAGACAUGUUGGCCGCGCUGCGCGCAGCGCAGAGCGAUGAAGAUGAUUUGGCCGGCGACGAUGUUUCUGUCAACGUCGAAGGAAGCAAACUCGACGAAUUCUUCCAAGAGGUUGAAGAAAUACGAGAUAGCAUUGAUAAAAUACAGAGCAGUGUGGAGGAUGUUAAGCGGAAGCACAGUUCAAUUCUAUCAGCUCCUCAAACUGACGAAAAAAUGAAACAAGAGCUUGAGGAUGCCAUGUCAGAUAUUAAAAAAACCGCAAACAAAGUUCGCGCCAAACUCAAGGAGAUUGAAACAAGUAUAGAACAAGAAGAACAGAAACAAAAAAAACAUUAAAAAAUAGUAAAAUUCUUAGACAAUGAUCUAAAACUAUUAAAAAUUCAAUUUAUUAAGGUGAUGACAGAAUAUAACCGGACCCAGACAGAUUACAGAGAAAGAUGUAAAUCAAGGAUACAACGCCAACUGGAAAUAACUGGACGAACAACAACUAAUGAGGAACUAGAGGAUAUGUUGGAACAGGGGAACCCUGCUGUUUUUACACAGGGUAUUAUUAUGGACACUGCUGCUGCCCGUCAAACCCUAGCAGAUAUAGAGGCUCGGCAUGCGGAUAUUAUUAAACUUGAAACUAGUAUCAAGGAGCUACAUGAUAUGUUUAUGGAUAUGGCAAUGCUAGUAGAGAGUCAGGGGGAGAUGAUAGAUCGGAUAGAAUAUCAUGUUGAACAUGCGGUAGACUAUGUCCAGACAGCAACACAGGACACUAAGAAGGCCCUGAAAUAUCAGUCCAAGGCCAGACGGAAAAAGCUGAUGAUGCUUGGCUGUUUAACCAUUGUUGGUGUAAUAGUUAUAUCUACACUGGGAAGCUAUCUAAAUAUGUGGUAAACUGUGGCUACGUUUAGACUUCUCAUAAUUUCAAGCUUAGUACUUUCCCUGCUAACCAAGUUACGUAACUUACGUACAGAGAACGUAGUUUGACGUAUUUGGUAAAAAAGUGAAUUACAAAAAUUUCCAGCCAAUAAGUCAAAAAUAUUGAUAGUGUUUGGAAAACUAACAAAAGUGGUAUCUGGGACUGAAAGAAAAGAAUCUUGUGAAGUCAUUGAACUGUGUUGAGUUUGUUCAACCAUGUAUCUAUAAUGGCUAGUUCAAAUAUUUAAAUUUGAACUAUUGUAGUGACUAAGACCAACUAGACACAAUUUUUGCUGAGUUAUAUUUCAACCAAUGAGAUUGAUGAAAAGAUAUUUGCAGCGCUCUGAUUGGUUGGAAUUGUUGAAGUAUAAGGGUUGUUCAAAAUUUUGAACUUAGAAUCAUGUCCCAGAUAAGUCCUUCUUUAACAAUAAAUUGAUCAAAACUAUUUGUUCAAUUUCUUUGCUUGUUUAUUCCGCAUGAGAAUUUUGUAUGAUAGGGAAUCUUUCAUUACUAUUAUGAACGCUUUUUCUUUACAUAACACAAAUAUAACAUACAACAUUUAAAAGCAGUUUUGAUUGAUUUAUUGUUUAACAAUGGUCUUCCACACCUUUUCAUUUUUAUGCGUGGUCCAAAGAUGUGUUAAUAUACCUAUAACAAAUUCUGUGUUAUAUGUCUGAUCCUAUUAAGUUUUUACAACAUAAGAUUUAUCUAAAAGCAGGUUAGAACUUAAAGUUAAGUUAUAUUUCAGUGGUAGAGACAAACUAUGCGUGUUUUAAAGUGUCAGUGAAUAGGGCUGGGUAAUGUUUCAGCCUUGAGCUGGGUAGUUUUUGGAAAUGGCAUCAACAAACAGAGAACAAAUACUGUUAUUGUUUGAAUUAAAUUGAAAAAAACUAGAACAAGCCAAGCCCUACAUGUAAACUAGUGCUUUAUCAGACCAAAAAUAGUCUUCUUUAUUAUGUCCUAAUAGUAAUACAGAAAGUUAAAAAUUUACAGUAAGAACCUAAUAAUUUAAGAAAGGACUGACAACUUUCAGACUCAAGUUAUGACUUUAAAAAGUUCAAUGAACGUAAGACACAGCGUUGUUCAGUGAAAUUAGACUCAUUUCAUUGAGAAAAUUAGAUGCUAUUAAAGCUAUAUACUUUGUAACAAGUUCAAAUACACUUAAUUAUCACUUUAAUGUUGUCUUCCUCUUCCACUGUUUAAUGGUUAUCACUAUAGUCUACAAAAAAAUUCUUUUAACAUAAAUUUGAAAUAUAAAACUUGACUUGUAAAAAUCUAGUGUGAAUAUAAUUGUGCAUCAUUUUUCCUUUAAAAUACCAAAUAUUUGAGAUUGACAAAUGACAUCAACGUGUUUAAAUCUUCUGAUACUCAUAAAGUUUUUAACAAACUAGUUUGUUGGGAUCCAAUCCAAUUUUGUAUGCUUAUUAAAGAAAGUUUGAAUCCCAAUAGAUUAG